AUGCGUCUCACCUCAAUUCUUCCACUGGCCUUUGGGCUCCCGGCCGCCAUAGCAGGCCCUUGCAAACCCAGUUUUUCUUCUCAAUCCACUGAUGCGCUCGUGGUAACUUCAACUCAGGCGACUGUGCCUGGAGUCACUUCUACAGAGACAGCCAGUACAACUGUACCAGAGACCAUUGAGACUUCUACGACCGAUGUUUCGCUCGCCUUGACAUCAACUGAAUCUGGCACUACGACCCUCACUACAUCACUCGACACGACUGAGACUACAACGAUUGUACCUACAACAACGACCUCGGAAGAACCCGCAGUCACAACUUUCAACAUCAUUGCUGAAGGCGGCCCAGCGGAUGGCAUAGUGAUGGGUCAGAAGGAAAACUAUUUCAAUCUCCAAUUCUCCUCCAACUCAGCCUGGGAACCCGUCGCCCUCAUCCUUGAACAAGGCACAGGCUAUCUCCGCCGCGCCGACCCAUGGAACCCCAAUUUCCCACUCAUCUGCAUUCGCUGGGGUUCAGGUACAGCACCUAACCCAGGCUGGUUCGUCGACUGCUCGGCGUCAGAUACAAACUUCGGCCCGCCUAUCAAAUGCGACCUCAAGUCUGGCGGCGAGCUCUCUUGUUCAAUUUCUGCUGGCCACUGUAGACAUUAUACCAUCCCUCCGAGGGACAAUGAUGCUUGGGAUUGUCAAGCGGAUACUGGUGUUUUCCGGAACUUCUAUACGGAGGAGGAUACGGAUGAUGAUGGUGUCACUUUGUAUCGACCUUGGAUGGGCUUUGAAGGAUAUGAAGGGCAAGGCAAUUAUAACCCCUUGGAACCAGUGACGUUCCGAUGGAGAAGCGCGGAUUAG
This is a messenger RNA of Fusarium proliferatum ET1, 846 nucleotides long. RefSeq lists its product as uncharacterized. The coding region runs from base 1 to 846 and encodes 281 amino acids. Lineage: Eukaryota; Fungi; Ascomycota; Sordariomycetes; Hypocreales; Nectriaceae. The record is from RefSeq and is a predicted model, not a curated record. The transcript has 2 exons.